This is a messenger RNA of Heterotrigona itama, 2379 nucleotides long. The record is from the annotation of a GenBank genome assembly. Lineage: Eukaryota; Metazoa; Arthropoda; Insecta; Hymenoptera; Apidae.
GAGAGAUACAGUUGGAUCGAAAACACGUGUGAAACGAGUAUCGUGAUUUUCGAUAUCAAUAGAGAUCGACGAUCGACGUGAAACAUAUCGAUAUUGUGGUAAUGAAGAAAUAAAUACGAUGGCAGUCAGGACGGUUCCUUCAUUUAAGUAUGAAAGUUACGUAAAUUCCUCUGUAUAAAUACACUCGUCUAUUUUUCUUCUUGAUAUUACUAAAAAAAAAAAAAAGGUGUGUAUAUACAAUGUGCCGGAGAUUGACGUAUGUUGAUUAAAAAAUGAGUCUUACAAAGGAGCUUUGAACGAUUGUUACACCGACAUCUGUUCUAAACACGUUUUAUACCAUGAAAGAUAAAUCGGAGGAAGAUCGAAAUAAUUCUUGUACAAUAAUUUCGAAUGAAGCAAUACGACACGUAGAAGUUUGGAAAAAUCUUGUGGCAGAGGUGUCAUUUGCACCCAAUUGAAUAGCACAAUGACGUAGAUGGAAACGGAAAAUUCGAUCUAAAGAGAAAAUAAACAGAAUAAGUACAAUAAAGAAGAUCAGCAUGUAUCAAUUACUACAUCUUCGUAGUCGCCCUUUGCGAACGCUUAUUUUAGGAUUGAUCUGUUUGACUUUCUAUGCGUAUUAUCGCACCACCCUCUACGAUGUUCCUCAGUAUACUGUACCACGAAAUAUUAGUCGAUCUGCAUCUCAGGAGAUUUAUAAGCAACGAUCAAAUGCCACUGUAGAGAUUCAUAUAGGAGCUUUGUCCAAGAAUGACUCUCCAGAAUUAUCUGUCAUUGAGCCUUACAGUGUACAGAAUGCUAAUCUCUCAAAUGUUGUGAUUACUAUACAGUCAACAUCUUCUAGUUCUCAAAUUGCAAACAUAUCAGUUGUUGUUCCCAAGCAAAAUAGUGAAAAACCAUCUGUUCAAAUGGAAAAGAUUGUGAACGAGACCAAAGCUGUCUCUGUGCUUCCUAAUGAGUAUUCUGCACGUGCUAUUUAUGAAGCUGGCCAUAUGGUACCAAUCCCAGAAAGAUGUCCAAAUUUUGGUAAAGAAAUGGAUCUGGUAAUAAUAAUAAUGUCUGCGCCGACUCAUCUAGAUGCUAGAAUGGCAAUACGACAAACAUGGGGUCAUUUUGGCCAGAGAACCGAUAUUAGUAUCUUGUUCAUGUUAGGUGCAACUAUAGAUUCCAAAGUGGAAACAAUUUUGAGAAAAGAACAGAAAACAUAUAACGACGUGAUACGAGGAAAAUUUUUAGAUUCCUAUUCUAACUUGACGCUUAAAACAAUCUCUACUCUUGAAUGGGUAGAUAGUUAUUGCUCCAAGGUUAAAUUUAUUUUGAAGACUGAUGACGACAUGUUUAUUAAUGUUCCACGUUUACAAGCUUUCACAAUUAAGCAUGCAAAAGACAAGAACGUAAUAUUUGGUAGACUAGCUAAAAAAUGGAAGCCAAUUAGAAACAAAAAGAGCAAGUACUAUGUAUCUCAAGCGCAAUUUGAACAUGCUACUUUUCCAGAUUUUACUACUGGACCAGCAUAUCUUUUGUCCAGCGAUAUUGUACGAAAGUUGUACGAUACUGCAUUAGACCAAACAUACCUUAAACUUGAAGAUGUUUUUGUGACUGGUAUAGUGGCAAAUAAACUGGGAAUUAAAAGGACGCAUGCGAACGAAUUUUUAAAUAAAAAAAUAUCGUAUAGUGCGUGUAAUGUACAACGAGGUAUUAGUAUUCACAUGGUCAAGUAUAGCGAACAAUUUGAUCUAUGGAAAAAAUUACUUGAUGGCAAAAGCAAGUGUAAAUGAUAAAUAACAGCGAAGAAAGUAGGUGUUUGAGAUUUGCAAAUUACAAUUAUGUCGUUCGAUAAUUGGUUGAGAUUCAACUAUGCUCACAGUUACAGGAAACAAAUAAUGAUAGUAUUUAUACUAUCAUUAUAUUAUAAUGAUAUUAUCAUAAUAUAGUAGAAUCUCUUUAUUAUAAUAUUUAUACUAUACUGCGUUGAAUCAAUUCGUGUCUUUUUCUUUUUUCUUUUUCAUUCUCUUUGUCAAAUCGAAUAAGUACAGAAUUUAUAAUUUCAGAUUAUAUAUUCUAAAUACUUUUUGCGUUCCUUCAUAACAAUCAUUCCCGAGCAUAAAUAAUAAUUGUACGUGAACGAACAGUUUGUAGUUUCAUGCUUGAUCUAUUCAUAAUAUUCAAACGUCACAAUCAGACAAAAAUAUUCAUAAUAUACUUAAUAUUUUAAUAUCUGUAAAUAUACAAGAAAUAGGAAAGCUUCCUACAUGCACAAUUUUACGCGGUCAUUUCGAUUAACAUCUAAGUACUUAUCAUAAAAUGAACGUCGAUCGGAGGUUUAAAGCUAUUUCCUCUAAACAAAUACUUCUUACAAGAUUUUUUGUUCAGAUGUAA